Molecule: messenger RNA, 2323 nt
Organism: Osmerus eperlanus (European smelt)
Lineage: Eukaryota; Metazoa; Chordata; Actinopteri; Osmeriformes; Osmeridae
Exons: 3
Coding region: 513-2096 (527 amino acids)
Source: RefSeq, a predicted model, not a curated record
UGUUAGAUGGUCCACUUGAUGCGUCAAACACUGGAUUUUGGCGAUUUAUCUUCACAUUUCCAGAGAUCAUUUUUUCAUAUUUCUUAAUAUAUUUAAUAUAUCUUAACAAUGUUCGCAUGCCUUUUGUAAUAGGAUGAAAGAAUGAGUUAGGUGGGUUAAGGAAUCUGACUGGCUCCAAAACAGUAAGCACACAUGCUCCAUAAAAGUGUGUAUAAGAGUGUAUACCUACAGACUGUACUGUACCUAAAUGACUAGAACAGGUAAACUACCUGACCUACCUAGCCAGGAGAGACUGAGUCACAUGACCGGAAGUAGUCCGAGCAGAGAUCAGGAACUGAGGGGAAGUGAGUGUCCGUCAAGAUGUGUGGCGGUGAGAUGCUGCUGGUAACAGCAUGGCGACAACAAGAUCAGUCUUCCGGGCGGCUGUGUUACUUGACCCAGCGAGCGGUGAGGAGUUCUGUGAGCUGUUGUAGAGGAGGACUCUUCUGGUCUCCAGGUCUCCCUGCUCUCGCAUGUCUCCGUACAAACUGAGCUCCAGGGGAGCUGCGGGCCAGGCGGCUCUGGGCUGUGUCCUGGGGGCCGUGGGGGGCUGUGUCCUGGGGGCCACAGAGGGCCCAGCAGACGAGGCCCUGGCGGAGAUGAUGUCUGGAGCCCUGCUGAAGCCUGUGUCAGAGGGGGCCCGGGCUGUGGGGCCCCUGGGACUGGGGACCCUCCUGGGGGCGUGUGCGCUGACCUGCUCCAUGACCUCCGUGGUAACAGGGGUGAUCCUGGCUGCAGCGCUGGCCUCCAUCCUCCUGGCUGCCUCCCCCAGGCCCGGAGGAGCCCCCUGCAGGGGCAGCACCGGGGUGUGGGUUGCAGCAGGGCUGGCCGGGGCGUUUGGAGCCAGCGCCUGCGGAGCCACCCUGGGAGUGGUCAUCCAGACCGUCACCAGGCACUCAGGCGUGGUGGGGCUGAUCUGGGCCCUCAGCCUGUUCACCGCACUCAAGCCAGCCCUGCAGCUCUUCCUCAAGCUCGCCUGGGCACACGCAGAGGACAGCUGCUACAGCCAGAGGACCGGGGGGCUAGCCUGGGAGAGAGAGAGGAGGGAAAGGGAGGAGAGGAGGGAGGGGGAGGAGAGGAGGGAGAGGGAGGAGAGGAGGGAGAGAGUCACAGUGGAGAUAGAGCAGAGGAUCAUCACUCUGGAGAGGGGAAAGGGUCUGGAGGAGGGAGCAGACAGGGAGGCCCAGCACAGGGAGAGGGAGGAGGAGAGAGAGAGGAGGGCGAGGCUGGAGGAGGACUCAGGGGAGACAAGCCUGCAGGACGCCAUCAGCAACAUGGUGGUGAAGUAUGUGGACUUCCUGGCGUUCUCAGGGAUUCCGAUGACCGUGACUGCUGUGGUUAGCGCAGGCUUCGGCGUGUUGGGAUUUGGGGACUACAGCUUUGUGUUUGUGGUUCUCCUGGCUCUGGUGCUGCUGGCCUCCUUUGUGCUGCUAAGGCCCUCCCAGGCCAGCCUCUCAAUAGGGUCCAACUUGACCUCUAGGGGCCUGAGGAAAGAGGCCAGCCUCUGGAGGCUGGCAGGCUGCAUGGGCAUGUACGCCUCCUUCACCAUCGCAGUGCUCACCGUGCACGCAGGGCAGGAAGUGGCCUCCGACGCCAACAGGAAGCGUGCGGCGGGCAUGGCCAUGUCGAGGGAGGACGUCAGCGCACGGAUGAACCACGCGGCCUCGCUACAGGCCCUGGGGGCUGUGGUGUUCACAGCCAGGCUCUGUCAGCUGGCCCUGGGGGCUAUGGUGGGUGGGGACCUGGCCCGACAGGGGGCCGGGAAGGGGAGGGUGGUCAUGGGGGCGGUGGGGGCGGCAGGCCUCCUCCUGGUGCUGGUGGCGGCGUCAGGCCCCGUGUUGGGCCAGGGGAGCAGGGUAGGUGCCCUGCUGGGGGCCGUGGGGGCCGCGGGGGUGGCUGCAGGAGCCCUGGCUGCAGGGGGCCACACCUGGGCAAGUGCCAUGGGCACGGUGGGGGGGGCGAUGGUGGGGGUGGUGGCCGUGGGGAAGUGGCAUUUUGUCAACAUCGGACUUCAGCUGCCCCUGGUUUACAUCUUUGCUAUGACCAAGCUAUUCUGAUCAGCCGUGGUUUUUCACUUUCCAUGUGUUUUAUUUGGGGAUGUUUUGUUCAAAGACAGAAACUGUAGUUUUCAGAACAUGGGUUUUAUAGACAGUUUAUAACUGAGUAGAUCAGCGUUCCAUACAUGUGUAUACAACUAACUGUGACAUGUGAAGAUUUGGUUAUGUACAAUCCUUAUUCUUGUUUAUCUAACAAUUAAAAAAAUAUAUAUAUAUAUAUUGCUUUG